This is a messenger RNA of Microtus ochrogaster (prairie vole), 1456 nucleotides long. It is a transcript of the gene Bmp5, whose product is annotated as bone morphogenetic protein 5. The record is from RefSeq and is a predicted model, not a curated record. Gene Ontology annotation, molecular function: growth factor activity; cytokine activity. Gene Ontology annotation, cellular component: extracellular region. Lineage: Eukaryota; Metazoa; Chordata; Mammalia; Rodentia; Cricetidae.
AUGCAUUGGACCGUAUUUUUACUUAGGGGUCUUGUGGGCUUCCUCUGGUGCGGCUGGGUUCAAGUGGGUUAUGCAAAAGGAGGUCUGGGAGACAAUCAUGUUCACUCCAGUUUUAUUUAUAGAAGGCUGCGGAACCAUGAGAGACGGGAAAUACAGAGGGAAAUUCUCUCUAUUUUGGGUUUGCCCCACAGACCCAGACCGUUUUCACCUGGAAAGCAAGCAUCUUCUGCACCCCUCUUUAUGCUGGAUCUGUACAAUGCCAUGGCCAGCGAAGAAAAUCCUGAGGAGUCGGAAUACUUGGUGAGGGUAUCCCUGGCAGGAGAGGCCAAGGAGGCCAGGAAGGGAUACUCAGCCUCUCCCAAUGGGUAUGCUCAUCGUAUGCAGUUGUCUCCAAGGAUCCCGCUGACUACCCAGAGCCCUCCUCUUGCCAGCCUACACGAUACCAACUUUCUGAAUGAUGCUGACAUGGUCAUGAGCUUUGUCAACUUAGUUGAAAGAGACAAGGACUUUUCUCAUCAAAGAAGGCAUUACAAAGAGUUUCGGUUUGAUCUGACCCAGAUCCCGCAUGGAGAAGCAGUGACAGCUGCUGAAUUCCGGAUAUAUAAGGACAAGAGCCACCAGCGAUUUGAAAACGAGACCAUUAAGAUCAGCAUAUAUCAGAUCAUCAAGGAAUACACAAAUAGGGAUGCCGAGCUUUUCCUGCUGGACUCAAGGAAGGCGCAAGCUUUGGACGUGGGCUGGCUUGUCUUCGAUAUCACUGUGACCAGCAACCACUGGGUGAUUAACCCACAGAACAAUUUGGGUUUACAGCUCUGUGCAGAGACGGGAGAUGGACGCAGCAUUAAUGUAAAAUCUGCUGGUCUUGUGGGAAGACAUGGACCUCAGUCAAAACAGCCUUUCAUGGUGGCCUUCUUCAAGGCAAGUGAGGUACUUCUUCGAUCUGUGCGAGCAGCCAACAAACGGAAAAAUCCAAACCGCAAUAAAUCCAGCUCUCAUCAGGACACCUCCAGGAUGUCCACGGCUGGAGAUUAUAACACCAGUGAACAAAAGCAAGCCUGCAAAAAGCAUGAGCUCUAUGUGAGUUUCCGGGAUCUGGGAUGGCAGGAUUGGAUUAUAGCACCAGAAGGGUAUGCUGCAUUCUAUUGUGAUGGAGAAUGUUCUUUUCCACUUAAUGCCCACAUGAAUGCCACCAACCAUGCCAUAGUCCAGACUCUGGUACACCUGAUGUUUCCUGACCACGUUCCCAAGCCCUGCUGUGCUCCAACCAAAUUGAAUGCCAUCUCUGUCCUGUACUUUGAUGACAGCUCCAAUGUCAUUCUGAAGAAGUACAGAAACAUGGUGGUACGCUCGUGUGGCUGCCACUAGCGCUAAGGGAUUGUGGGAAUAACAAAACCGAGCUGUAUCACGUUUAUGACUGCAAUCAAAGGCAGAUAAAUGGGGACUUCCUUAAAAUCAG